Symbiodinium sp. CCMP2592 is the source of this 1818-nucleotide messenger RNA. NCBI's taxonomy places the organism in Eukaryota, Dinophyceae, Suessiales, Symbiodiniaceae. The record is from the annotation of a GenBank genome assembly.
AUGGGGCCUGAUGACAACUGGCUCCAGCUUAUGCUGGACAUAACGCCCGCACAAUGUGGACCGACGAGACUGCGGCACCGGGCAGAUAAUGCGUUUAUGGUGACUAUGGGUGCAAGGAUCAUCCAGAUGCAGUCCGGGUUCGCAAUGUUGGAAUCCGCGUAUGUUCAGCCGAAUGGGUCUGCCAAUAUCAUGAUGAAGAACAUGAUGGACCUAUUUGUAGGUGCAGUCGCGUACCUCUUGUGGGGUUACGAGAUUGCCCACGGGACCACACACGCCACGUCCUUCAUGGAUCCAGGUUUGGACUUUUCUCAUUGGUUUUGCAGUUUCUCAUAUGCGACCACGUCGGCGACAAUCGACAGUGGAGCGCUGGCAGGGAGGAUUUCCUUCUGGGCCUAUGUUAUCCUGUCCACCGUCAUGACAGGCUUCACAUAUCCAUUGGCAGCUCGAUGGUGCUGGAGUGGCGGGUGGCUGCAACAGAUGGGCUUCGUUGACUUCGCAGGAUCUGCAGUAGUCCACAUGAUCGGAGCGGUUAGUGCCCUCGUGGCGGCCUGUUUCUGCGGUCCUCGCAUCGGCCGUUUUCCAGAUUACCGAUGCUGGCGGGGCCUUGGCCGACACUUCUUCAUGGAGAGGUACGACUCCGAGUACUACCAGGUUCCGAAGGAGCCGACAGAGAAAAACCUCUUCCGGCCGUUUGUCAAAUGCCGCCAUCCUGUCCAACUGCUUUUUGGUACCUGGCUGCUUCUGGUUGGGUUCCUGGCCUUCAAUCCAGCCUCCACCUUGGCAGUGACGCAGGACUCGGACUUGGUGAUUGCACGUUCCUCCGUGUGCACAUUGCUUGCAGCUGCUGGUGGUGGUCUUGGCGGCAUGCUUUGGUCCAUGGCCACAACUAGAAGCAGUGUGGUACUGGUUCCAGAGGUCAGCAAUGCUGUCAUAGCUGCGCUGGUGGCCAGCUGCGCUUGCUGCAACAUCGUCUCGCCGGUCAUUGCGAUGUUUGUUGGAUUUGUCGGAGCAGUGCUUGCCCUGCUUUGUGAAGAACUUCUGAUUCGGUUGCACAUCGAUGAUCCUGUUGGGGCCGUAUCGGUGCACGGACCUCCUGGGGUGUGGGGAGCCCUGGCCGUGGCAUUCUUUGCCGAGCCGAACUGCCAAAGUGACUUGCGCGGUUUGUUUUUCGGCGCUGGGGAAGCCGGCUGGGAGCUGCUGGCCGUCCAGCUUUUUGGUGUAAUUGCCAUGGCCGCCAUGUCAGCUGCUGUCACCUACAUCACCGUGCUUAUUCUCGACCGCUCCGUUGGCUUUCGUUGCAGCCGCGCUUGCGAGCUGAUCGGGCUGGACUUUUGGGAGCACCAAUUCGACGAUGGGAGCGUGGCCGGUGACAACCCAAUGAAGAGGAUGUCGAGUUUCCGCAAGACUUUCCACAGAGCAUCUUCCUGCUGCUAUUGUGGCGGCGCUCCAGAAGUGGAAGAAGACUCCCCCGAGCCGCCUGGGUCCACGAGCACACCAUCCAAGGCAGUUGCCAGUGCUUCGGCGGAUUUGGAUCACAUGGAGAUGUCAGUGAAGAUCCGAGCAUUGGAAGCCAAGAUCGAGCAGCUGACCAUGGCUUUGCAGGCAGGAGUUACCUCGGAGGAUGUCUUCGGUGGGGAUAUCUCCCAGUCCUUCCGUGCGGCGUGCAUCAACGCAUACGUGGACAAGAUGACAGAAGGGCCAUCGAACUCCCACCGCACUCACCGCGCUGGCCAGGCUGACCGCACUGACCAGGGCCAUCAAUGCGUGCCCGCUGAAACAGCCACGGCUAUGUGCGAUACACACGAGGGGAGGGUUUAA